Molecule: messenger RNA, 807 nt
Organism: Effrenium voratum
Lineage: Eukaryota; Dinophyceae; Suessiales; Symbiodiniaceae
Source: the annotation of a GenBank genome assembly
AUGCCAACAAAAGACAAGCUGUAUAUUUCCGUCGACCUUUUCGCCCGCUGGAAGAUCACCGACCCUUUGCAAUAUUUUCUCCGACUUCGCGACGAACUCAGCGCCCAGUCCCGGCUCGACGACAUUUUGGGCAGCGAGACACGCAAUGCGGUUGCCAAGCACGAGCUGAUCGAAAUCAUCCGGACGACAAGAGGGCGCACCCCCUUGCGAGACACACUCCUCACAGACGAGGAACUUGCGCAGGAAAUCGGGUCGCUUGUUCCAAUCCAGAAAGGUCGUGCACUUGUCGAGAGGGAAAUAUUCGAAGCAGCGGCCGAGAAAGUCCGCGUCUUCGGAAUUGCACUGCUCGAUAUCCGCUUCAAGCGUAUCAACUACAAUGAAAGCGUCCGGCCAAAGAUUUACGACCGGAUGGUCUCGGAACGCCGGCAGAUUGCCGAACGCUUCCUGUCGGAGGGCAAUGGCGAGGCCGCACGUAUUCGCGGUAACCGUGUGCGCGAUCUGAACAAGAUCCAGUCCGAAGCCUAUCGCGCAGUGGAGGAAAUCCGGGGAGUGGCCGAUGCAGCCGCGGCCGACAUUUACGCCAGGGCCUACAACACAACCGUGCAAGCCGCGGAAUUCUACGAAUUCACGCGAACCAUGCAGGCUUACAAGGACAUGAUAUCCACCGGAACGACCCUUGUCUUGUCUACGGAGAGUGAUCUCUUCAAGUUCUUGAGGGGUAUGCAGGCGAAAGUCGAGAAACAGGAACGCCGCCAGCCAGAUAGCGGCGGCGAAUUGGUCAGUGACCUGACGGAGAGCAAGCAAUGA